This is a messenger RNA of Penicillium lagena, 1731 nucleotides long. RefSeq lists its product as uncharacterized. Lineage: Eukaryota; Fungi; Ascomycota; Eurotiomycetes; Eurotiales; Aspergillaceae. The record is from RefSeq and is a predicted model, not a curated record. Gene Ontology annotation, molecular function: zinc ion binding; DNA-binding transcription factor activity, RNA polymerase II-specific; DNA binding. The coding region runs from base 1 to 1731 and encodes 576 amino acids. Gene Ontology annotation, biological process: DNA-templated transcription; regulation of DNA-templated transcription. The transcript has a single exon.
AUGCGAUUACGAGAAAUCAGCAUCAGUGAAGCGUGCACAGCCCCUCGUAUUCCAGCCAAGGGAAAUAAAUGCAACCGACCGAGAAUUCCGAAUGCUGAGUUUGCCGUCCACAACUUUCACGAGUCGGUCGCUUCUACUAGCAGAUACCGUUUUGUCGGCAUGACACCCCAGAUCGUGAAGAUUAAAGCCUGCAUAGCUUGUCGGAUGCGCAAAGUAAGAUGCGACCGGAAAUCUCCGUGCACCAACUGCAGCCGGUGGUCGGUGGAAUGUGCAUAUCCCUCUCCUGUCAGGAGGUGCCGUCGACCAUCGAGAAGACAACCACAAAGGAGUGAUUGCGAAUGCGAAAAUAAGCUGCCUAGUCUGGGCCUAUCAAUUCAGUUGCACCAGCCAAUAGUCUCAGAUAUCAUUGUGGAUGGAGCGAAGGCUUUGAGUCUACCUGACCAACCGGAAACUCCGGUGAAUCGCGCUAUUGCAACGACAGGUGACUGGAAGACCCGUCCGUUGAGGGGUCAAGUACGAACAUGCUGGCAGUGCUUCGUUGAGCGAGUUGAUCCUGUCGUGAAGAUAUUGCAUCGGCCUAGCGUUGAAAUGAUUCUUAUCCAGUCAAUUUACCGUCCAGGCUCUCUAAAUGGGAAUCAAAAAGCCCUCAUCUACGCUAUUUACUUCUCCAGCAUCGCGAGUAUGUCUGACGAGGAAGUCCAGAAUUUGUUCGGCAUUGCUAAAGACACAUCCUUGAGGGCAUGUCGUUCGUCGACUGAGGAAGCACUGGCACAAGGGAUUUUUCUGAAUUUGAACGAAGACUUGGUCGCGUUGCAAGCAUUAGUCCUGUUUCUGUCUGUCAACCGCUUGAUUGGCGAGGCAGGAGUCGCCUGGAAGCUCACCGGCAUAGCGAGACGAUCUGCAAUUUUUAACAAACCUGACCUCUCAUCUUUUGAACAUGAAUUGCGAAAAAGGCUGUGGUGUCAGCUCUGGUAUCUUGACCACCGGGCUGCCAGGGACCUUGGACAAGACGAUGGAUCGGACAUGGUUCCCAUUCCUGACCUUCCGUUGAAUAUCAAUGACUCCGACCUCAACCCUGAUUCAAGUACGCCCGCAACUCCUUGUACCGGAUGGACCGAACAAACGUUCUCUCUCGUUCGAUUCCAGAUCGCAAGUGCGAGACAAAGAGUGAACCGAGAUAUUCCAACAGAAACAAAGAAACAAAUAAUCCAAGCAUGUCAGAGGCGAGUCGAGGACCGUUAUCUCCAAUACUGUACUAGCAGUCAAGAUCCAAUCCAGUGGCUGACACGACAUGUCGCCCAUGUCCUUAUCAUGGAGAUGUGGUUUGAGCUGUAUAGUGCGGAUACACUCACCAUCAGUGUUGGACCUCAAAACUGUGCAUGUAAAUACGAGCAACGCGUCCAAGACUUUCUGUUCCUGCAGGCGAUCGACAUUGUCGAUACUGCAGUCCGCUUGGAAGGAGAACCCCAAUCUCGACAAUGGGCUUGGCUGCUCAAGGGGUACCAACAAUUCCGUCCGCUAGUCUUCCUGCUCAACGAGCUACACUACCGACAGGAAUGCACCGCAGUUUCUCAUGCAUGGAUGGUAGUAGAGAGCGCUUUAGUCCGCUGCCAGGACUCGCCGAAUGGCAAGUUUCUUGCUAGAUUAGAAGAGAGAGCCCAUACUAUACGGUUGCGCAUUACAGGUUCAUCGAGCGAUGCGGUGCGAAGCUCCUAUAUCGCGCUGACAUGA